Messenger RNA from Paramuricea clavata, 24969 nucleotides. NCBI's taxonomy places the organism in Eukaryota, Metazoa, Cnidaria, Anthozoa, Malacalcyonacea, Plexauridae. The record is from the annotation of a GenBank genome assembly.
GCCAUAUUGAUUUUAAUAUAUGAUGGUCGAAGGUUGGACUGUGUUCAGAAAUCGAUAAAUGUUCGUGUUUUUGUACUAUUUCUGUGUGGAUUUUUUUCGCUUUCUUUGUGUCCACGACUAGAUUAAUAUCUUGUGUAAAUCUCGGAGCAAACUGGUAUAACGUCUCGUCGUUUACUGAGCGUCAAACACUUUGUAACUUCGACAAGUAUUAUUGCUGUCUGAAGGAUGUCUGCAGCCUCCGAAAAUAAACGCGGCAAUAGGAAAGCAAAGAAGAAGCGUUCUGCACAACAGAUGAAGGAAAAUCAAAUCCCCAAAGCAGCUGCAACAAGUGUGGUAAGAGGUUUUCUUGUAAAAUUAUUUCUAGCUUGCGUGGAAACAUGAACUGUUUAAUUGCCAGAGGGCAGAGGUCCUUGUCUUGCUUAUAAAAAUUGAAGAAACAUGGCAUUUUAGGGUUGAAAAUGUCGUAUUUCGCCGGUUUUAUGUUCUCUAAAUUCAUUUGUCUUUAAUUUUCUUCUGUUUUACGAUUGUGUUUAAGUAAAAACAUAGUCAAUUGCAAGAUGUAUGUAUAUACCGUCUACAUUUUUGCGUGUUUGUUGUGAGACUGCCUCAUAUGUCAUUUGAUACAGGUAGUUGAAUUAAAUACCAUAGAAAGUAUUUGUUAAUGUCUCGCACAAGAUAACAUUGUGUCAGGUUUUAAUAUUAUAUGAAAAUCAGAUAAGUUUUGGAAAAAAAUAUUUCAGGAAAGUAAUGCUACUAUUGUCAUUGAUUACAAUUUCUAUAUAAACAAGCACAAUUGAAUUUAGUGAUUUCUUACUAUUCCUAUAAUAGUUUAAUACACCCUUAUUCUGAUACAAAUUUUAACCUAUUAAAUUUUCAUCCUAAUCCUAAAUAUAAUCCAACCCCUAGUCCUAACAUAAUCCAAUCUCCAAUCCUAACAUAUUCCUAAUCCUAACAUAUUCCUAACCAUAGGAUUACAGUUAGCACUAAAUAUAUAUAACAUGUAAGCCAACUGGAAGUGAAUCGAACUGUUGUAGAUGGUGAAUGAUGAUGUUGGCAGUUCUUGUUUGAAAUCAAUAAUGGCAGUCAUUGAAGUUUCACGUUCAUGCUGUCAUCAUCACUUGCCAUCUGAAGUGGCUCGAUUCACUUCCUGUGGCAUACAUGUUUUUGACCAGCACUUGUGGUAUUGUGGUCACAAUGCUUGUCUUUCAAGCUGGGAGACCCGGGUACAAUCCUUUGUCGGACCUCUACUCAAGGCCUUAAAUUAAUUGAGUUGAGAGUGCUACCUUUAGAGUACAUUGACAUCAGUAAAUGGUUAGAUUUUCGGGUCUUCUCUGAUAAGGAUGUUAAAAUCAUAGGUAUCGGAUCCCCUAUCAAUACACAAAAGUAUGUCACUUUGCAUGUCUAUAAAGCCUCGUUUUCAUGUUUCUGACAUCAGUUAAAGCCCACAUCUCAACCACGAAAAUGAGGCUCUAUAGACCAGGUGACAUACUGUACAAUAAACUCAAAAACGUUGCUUGCUUAAGUUUUCCAUGAACCCCAAACCUGACAACUAGUAGCAACAUAAACUCUGCAGUACAGUUACAGUAUUGUGACAUCAUUUUAUGACAUUUAUCAUUGGCACUAAACCUCUGUAUCCCCAUGAGGAUAGUGGUCUAAAACUAGCCUUAAUAACAGACCUGCCAACCUUAGCAACUAAUAUAUAUUGGCGGGAGAAUUGGCUGUUUAGAGGGAGAAAACCUAUCAAAGCCCUUUUCAUUGGAGCAAUCCGCAGAUUAGUGUCUCGUUCAACUCCUAGCUACACUCGCAGCUCAAGAAGCCCCUUCACUGAUGUUAAAUUGGCCACUAUCUUCGACUGAAAAUACGACAUGAAGACGUGUUUUGAGAAACGUUAGAUUUUAUAAUGUUAACAGAUUCUAUAAUGUUAUUUAGAUUUUAUAACGUUAAUGAAUGUUUCCCUUUUACAGUUUUACUUGUCUCCUAUGCAGCCACGCGUAAAUAUUUCUUAAUAAAAUUCAAUAAGAUCGACAAGAAAUCAGGAUAAUUUCCAGUUGCCAAUACUGGGAGAAAUUUUUCACUACCGGGAGAUCACAGGUCUAUACCGGGAGACUCCCGGCUAUGUCAGGAGAGUUGACAGGUCUGUAAUAAUGUAGCAAUACUACUUGAAAAAUACAAACAGAACUUUGAAGCGCCUUUCGUCAGGAAGUUGGUAACUUGGAUUGGGGAAAUUACAUGUGCUUUUGUCAUGUGAUUGCUUUUAUAUAUUAGUGAAUAUAAAAGUGAUCACAUGGGAAAAUAGACCGAUCAGGUGGUACUUCAUGUACAGUAUGUUUGACCUUUAGAAAACUGGGUCUUUUGCAAACACUGGUUUAGAUGCAACCAUUCCACUAUCACAGGUAAAUAUUUAUCCAUUAAUUAACCCAUUAAGCUGCAAUGUGCCCAAAUAUCCCCUACUUUAUUAUUUUACUCUGUCGUUUAAUUAACACCAGAUGUUUUUUUUUGUUGAGAGUCGUGCGGUUUAAUGGCUUAAGUUAAAUAUAUAAAUGAAAAUAUUAUAUAGCAAUAAUAGCAUGCUAAAUGUAUAUUAUUUAAUUAUUCAAAUAUUUGGAUUGUAUGUAUAUCAUAUCGCGUUCUUAAAUAUUUCAGGUUGUGAACAAAUCUAGUUUCACCCCAUUUCUGGAUGGUGAAAGAUGUAUUUUAUGCCAUCAGGAAAGGCCUACUAUCAUUCGAAAAGGUAACCGAUAUAAAAUCUAAAUUAAUUUUGUUAAAAUUCAAAAUAUUCUGAAACUUGAUAUAUUUCUUAAUCAACUCAUUAACACAAGAAACUGAGAUUCACUAUUUUAUUAUUCUACCCUGUCUAAUGUCAGACGAUCUUACUUGUAAAGGAGAGAGUCUUGCAUUUUAAUGGUUGUCUAUUUAAUAAUCAUUAAUGAGUUAACCAUGAGGUCCCUAAUGCAUCCUGUUUCAUUAUAUCUCUCUGUCUGAUGCCAGACACUAGUCGAAUAAUGUGUUUGACUUUAAAUGGGUUAUCAGACUAUAUAUGUCUAUGUCUCUUGGCUGCAAUACCCGCUAAUACAUCCUACUUUGUUGUUUUGGUCUUUUUGCUUUGUUAUUUUGCUCUUCAAGGAGAAAGUGUUAAAUUUAAUUAAAUUAUGUGUAUUUUGAUAGCAGAGAAGAGCAAUGCUGGGGCUGAUAUGUUACUUGAUGCACAACAAUUUGUUGACAAGGUAUCUGUUAGCAUUUUCGUAGAAAAUAUCAAAAAUAAGUUGGCUAUUCAAUAUAGCACAAAAGUUUUGCCCAGUGGCGGAAAUUCACCAUUUCCUGUGUGGGACUCAAAAACAUUUCACAUAAAGGUAUGCCGGGCCAGUUGUUCCACUAAAAUUUCUGCCACUGCUCUUGCCGACCUAAAAUAAAGGCAGAUUGGCGAAGUUUUUAACAAAAUGUGCAUGUAAAGUUAGUAAUAUUUAAAACUCUAUUGAAGCAACUCUAGAUAACUUUACCAUAAACUUGAAAUACUUUUCUCUUGUGCUCUAAGUUUGCAAUUUUUGGUUGGCAAUUUCCUGACAUGAUGAUAGGUUGCUAAUCAGUGCCACUUAGGCCUAAAAAAACACCUGUGGUUCCGGUUCCCGACCGACCCUAUUUUUUUCUGCUGACCCUAUUAUUUUUUCAACGCGAUUGACAGUGCAACCCUAUUUUCUCCAGGUGGUUACGGGCUGCUGUCAAAAUGGCGUCUGUUGUCACAUUAAUUAUUGAAAAACCAUGAAAAAGAUAUUCAAAAAAAAAUUAUUUCCGACCUACUGACCCUAAUUUUUUUCGCAAUAUGAAACCGGAACCACAGCUAUUUUUUUAGGCCUUGUGAUGUUACAAGGCCUUACUGUACCUCCACCCAUUCCUAAUUAGGACACUUGUUUUUUUUUUAACAAAAUGUUAGUUACCACUUUGGGUGUGCAACAAGUGUCGUACGAAAGUUGAAGAAGAUGAAAGGAACGCUGGAUUGGAUUCUACGUUGAAUACAGUUGUAUGAUAUUUUGAAUACUCUACUGAUUGUAUUACUUCAGGAUAGGUGUUUAACUUUACAAAGUAUAUUAAAUACUUUAUUAACCCCCCCCCCCCUGUGUUUACUGAUCAUAAGUGUAUGGGGGGGGGGCACUUGAAAAUUUGAGGCAACAUAUUCUGUGAUACAUUUGCCCAAAUUUUCUUCAUUUUUCCUAGUGAUUACCUGAAUUGCUAUAGUUUUCUAAAUACUUUGUUUUGGAGGGGAGGGGGGCAGUUGCUCCCCUUUGCCCCUGUCUCAUAUGCCUAUGGUACUGAUUAAAUGUAUUACCUGACCUUGAAGUUCACAUUUAGUUUUGAUUACCACAUUUCUUACCGACUGUGUUAAGACCUCCUCUGCCAAACAUGUUCACCCCCAGAGGGCUAAACAGUGAUUAUUGAAAUGUUUUGUUAGCAUAUGGUAUUGUUCAACAUUAUAUAGAAUCAUGAUAUGUUAUUCCAAUCAUCGGAAGGUGUAAUUAACUCAUUUGUACCAGAAGAAGGCCCAAAUAGAGAUUUGUGUAAUUGUCAUGUCUGUGCUGGUAAAAGGUGGGAGCACAAUUUGUGUAGUAUGAACAUUGAUAGUCAUAACCAGUGCUCCAUAUCACACUCAGGCCUGGCUUAGUGUCUAGCCAAUACUGUACAUAUGUAAUCUCUAAUAGAGUUAUUCCAACACUAGGAAUCCUGUAUCCUGAUCAUGAUGAUAUUUUUCCUAUCAUAUGCAUUAUCACCAUUAUUAUCACUGGUCACCAUCAUAAUCACCACCAUAAUUACUAUCAUUACCAAAACCAUUUUUACCAUUAGCGUCACAAUCACUAUCAUUACCACCAUUAUUGGGCUAUUCCAUUUAAUAUCCGUAACCCCCCCUAUCGAGGACCUUGGAAUUCUUCAGGGGUAAAGUAGUUUUAACCCUGGAAUUCCUCAUGGGUAAACAAAUUCUCCUGUGGAAUUCUUCAGGGGUUGGUUAUUUUGACUGAGAUUUCCUCAGGGGUAAAACGUAAAAAGUCGAAAUUCUUCAGGGGUAAAUGCUGAUUUCUUCAGGGGUAAAUGCUAUUUAACAGGAAUUCUUCAGGGAUCUCUUUUAUGUCGGGAAUUCUUCAGGGAUAUGAUAAAACCUUUGUCCUCAAUAGGGGGGUAACAUCUUUUAAAUGGAAUAGCCCAAUUUGCUCUCAUCAUCAUCACCAUUAUUACUAUUAUCAUUACCAUUAUCCCCAUUAUUAUAAAAAGCAGCAGCCCUCGAAAACGAGGUCGGCAUUUGGCAACGCUGACCUAAAUGCCUACCUAUCAACCUCCCUUAAUUCAGCCAAAGUAAGAAUUUUUUGGUGCUAAUAGCUGUUAAAAAGUCAGCGAUUAUAGAAUUCGAUUCGUAGUUCGAUUAAUUAAACACACUUCGGUGUAAGGUUUAAAAAUUGACGGCUAUUCUAUAUACAAUUUAGGUAAGACUCCAAAAGAAAGGCUGUCGUGUUACUGUAGUUCGCGUUUACGGGGAAAACGGCAUGCUUUAUAUUCCGAUUUCAAUGAUUCGUAAAUACGUGAUUACUGGUGCUCCAAGACAUAGAAACAGAUUUUAAUAAAAAUGCCGAGAUGUGCCGACCUAGGUCAGAUUUAGGUCGGCAAAAAAAUGAUGGUUUUCUAGGGCUGUAAGCAUCAUGAAUAUUAUCACCAUUAUUACUGCAUGGUUACCAUCAUAAUCACUGCAGACUGUAGUUAUCACCAUCAUGAUCAGAUCACUAUCAUCAAUAUAAAAAUUUAUCACCACGAUUUUCAUUAUAAUCAUCACCAUCAUCAUCAUUAGCACAAUUAUUAGACUCUCAUGAAUGAAAUAUAUUCCCUACUAAUUAGGCAUCUAGUACCAGGAAGAACCAAAGAAGUUGGAGCACUACAGGUACAUUCAAAUAGUGUACUCUACAUGUACCUUUAGUAUCUAAAAUUAUGCACUGUCUAACAUAUGUUACUAAAGGAAUACCGAAUGGUUUUCCGUGCAGGAUUGCGUGAUCCAUGCACGAGGGAUGUCGCGAGACUUUCGGAAAGCGCAGAAAUACUCGAGCCGCAAGCGAGUGUCCGAAAGUCGAGCAACGUCCCAAGUGCAUGGAUCACGCUAUCCUGUUUGGAAAACCAUUUGGUAAUUGUUUUAUAAAAUAACCACAGUGAAACAAUGACAUUUUGAGAAUCCCGCGAAAAUCCCGCGAAGGCAUUUUAAUUUCUCGUGCAGGACAGUCUGAUCCUGCACGGCUAUUGACCAAUCAAAUUGCGUGUUUCACUGUAGUUAUUAUAUAAUGGUAGUUACUGUACAGUAACUAACAGGGCAUGCCUGGCCAAAAGCAGGCCAUAAUUUUGGUACUUCAGUAGAAAUUGCCAAGCAUAAUUUAUUUGGCGUACCAAAAAGAAAAUACUUUUGUCAGACCAUAUUUGUUCUCAUUUUCAAUCUCUGACUAAUUAAAGUAGUCUAUUAAAUAACACACAUUUGCUUACUUGUAUGUGGUGCAACGGAACUGGUGAAUCAAAUGAAACAGUGCAAAUAGUCAUCAACAAGUAAUUUUUUAUCUAGUUUUCAUGGUUCGAAGUGAAACAUUUUGUGCGAUGUGUUUACAGAAAAGCAGGAACGACUUUAGCAGGUACUGUACAAACAUCGUCGAUGAUUAUAGCUGUGUCAUCUGGUUUAUAUUUUCUUGAAUAAAAUACCUUGCUCUCUGUUCAGUAAAUAAAUUUGAUCGUCUGAUUUGUAAAGAGUUUCUACUUCCAUCAUAUAUAAAAAAAAAUUAUGUUAAAUUUUAGAUGAUGAUAAAUUAACGAAAACUUCGCUGGACAUGGAUAGAAUGAAGGGGCAUACAGAAAGGUAUGUAUUGAAGGAAUACCGAAUUGUUUUCCGUACAGGAUUGCGUGAUCUAUGCACGAGGGAUGUCGCGAGACUUUCGGAAAGCGUAAAAAUACUCGAGCCGCAGACGAGUGUAUUUUUACGCUUUCCGAAAGUCGAGCAACAUCCCAAGUGCAUGGAUCACGCUAUCCUGCUUGGAAAACCAUUUGGUAAUUGUUUUAUAAAAUAACUACAGUGAAACAAUGACAUUUUGAGAAUCCCGCGAAAAUUCCGCGAAGGCAUUUUAAUUCCUCGUGCAGGAUAGCCUGAUCCUGCACGGCUAUUGACCAAUCAAAUUGCGUGUUUCACUGUAGUUAUUAUAUAAUACUCUAUACUAUAUCCUUUACAGUGCCGUCUGACAAAAUGUCUGAUAACUUUUGAGUUUGGGUGUGGGCAAACUGUAUAUGUACAGGGUAUGAUAAUAUCCGAUGACCUUCAGUUCAGUUUGGCUAAUAAGUAAUAAGUCUGAUUGGCACAAAUUAAUUAAUAGCAACACAAUGUAUUAAUUCUAAACGGUAAAUGUUGUGACGAAAUUAAUUAAUUUGUGUCAUUCAUACUUAUUUCCAAGCCAAAAUCAAUUUGCUUGCCAAUAACAGACUUCGACAAGUUAAGCCCGUUUUCCACUUUACCAUUUCGCUCGCCCCCCAGCGCACAAUUACAUUGAAACAACAUUUCUGGUUCACUUUUUACGCACUGCUCUAAUACGAGUACGAGCCUCUAGUUUUGGGCUAGGGUACAUUUUGAUUUACGUCGGACAAAACUACAGUUCGGUCGGACACCAAUACACUCGGGUCGGACAGACAAUAAACCUCAGUUUCACUUAGAUCGGACAGUUCCCUCUCUACGUCGGACAAUUUCACGAAUGAAUUUCACUAUAUUUUAAGGCCUGAUUGUAUUGUCAUAUUCAUUGUAGGUUGACAUCUCGAGAUCCUUAUCAACUGUAUGAGAGGUUGGAAGCUCAAACAAGGUACGUACACUGUCUUCAAACAAUCUAAAUUUUCUUAGCAAUAAGAUAAUUGUGCUCUUGGAACAUAUUCAUAAUCAUAUUCAUACGUUGAACGAUACCAAAAACUUUUAAAUAACUUCCCAUGAAUGAAAUUCGACUCAGAAAAGGACUCAGCAGGUUUUUUUUCAGGAUUUUCUCUUGGGUCCGUUUUUGCAGAGAAGAUUGAGUUUAGCUGAACAGCUGGGGUGGCUGCACCCUCCCCCCCCCCCCUGACACCUGUACUCAAUAAAUGUAGUUGAGACGGAAUGUGUUAAGGCAGGGGCACUAAGGGACACUAUAAAUUGGUUAAAGAUGGCGAAUGCAUAGUUUUUCUUGUGUUGUGAGAUGAAUUCCAGCCAUUUUUUUUUUAAUUGACGGGUUUCCAACUGAAAACUAAUUUCCACACGUCACGAAUUUAGCUCAAACAACAUCAUUUUUACUGCACUAAAACUUUGGUGAGAAGAUUGAGUUUCAAAACUCAAUGAAGAUUGAGUUCAAAAAAAAAAAAUCCCUGAAAAAAACCCUGCCCAGGCAUUCAAAUUAUAACAAUAAGUGAAGUAUAACAAUAAGGGUCCCUUUUUUAGACACCCUGUACAGUAAUUGCAUGAUUUAGUUUUUAUAAGUCUAGACGCAAUUCCUUUUAAUUUCUCAGGGAGUACUUGGCUGAAGUUCGUGUGAGGCUGAUCAAGUUUUUCUCCUCAUCAUUCCCAAAUUCACCACAACAUGCCAAGGACUGCGUGAUGACGUUACUGGACGAGUACCAGUCCCUCUGUGUCGCCACGGAUAUACUUAAACCUUUCUUCCAGAAACUGGUAAGCAUAGCUCAAGGUUAUAUGAAUUAGCAAAGACCACUGUCAAAAAGGACUAUUUACUUUUGCAGGAAACAGGAUAAAUUCAGAAUUUUGUCCACCGGAUAACUGCGCUAGCUUGAUAGGGUAGACCAAUUUAGUAAAUGUAUAAAACGCAGGUCCGUCGAUCACCACAGCCAAAACUAUUGCAUAUCGCUCAUCGGCCGAAGCUGGUUAUUUUGCUUCCAGAUUUUUAUCAAAGUUAACGAAUUUCUGUGAUUACAGCAACAGAGGACAUAGACGGUCGAAGAUUGGUUUGAUUGGUGGCGAGGCUAGACUACUGUAACUCUAGGAUUUUGAAAUCUUGAGUUUGUGGAAAGAUUUCUUGCUUUUUUGGAAAGAUUCCUUGCAGAAACUAUGUUAUUUUGUUCAUAUGCAGCGAGAAAUCUGACACCUUAAUUCAUAUUGAGUUAUCACUCUUUAAUUUUUAAGAAGGGGGGGGGGAGAAGAGGGCAAUAAUUAAUUGGCAAUAAUCAAAAUUUUGCUACCACUGCUCUGUCUGCAGUGGGCAGGGUAAAUUUCUCCAGCCAAUCACCAGCUCUGUCGCGCCGGAGUUCUCAAACAGGAUGCACUUGGAAUGCAGUCUGGUUCACGAACAUAUACGCGAAUUGUCCUCGAAGUCGUCCGGUUUCGUGCGUCUCUCCGCAGAUAUGAGCCGAAUACAGUCCCAAAUUGAUCCGGUCCUACAAAGACCGCUAGUCUCUGUUGCAAGAAUUUCUUAUUAAUAACUUCUUGUCCUGUUUCAGGAUUCGAAGUACUUCCAGAAAUUUGAAUGGUCGUGGGAGCUAAUGAACAAGGAAUUAUUUAAAGAAGAAAUUUUUGAUGACUCUGUCAUCCAAGUCAAACUACCACUGCUCUUUCAGCGAUUAGUUCGGUUUGUAUUUACAAAACAGUUUAGACUCACCCAGUAAACUCGUCCGCUAUAGUUUCAUGCUCUUUAGAAUUCACCAAGAUUUAUGACACAAUACUUAAUGCUUCCUGUUCAAAGUUGAACAAUAUACCGCAGGCAUUGCGCCUAAAGCCUAUGCUUGCAACUUACAUGUACUUUCAUUUGUCAUUAAAACUUUGUGGCUCAGAUAUGCCGUGUUAAUCAGUGUCUAAACACUAGAUAUUCUUAUGUAAAUUGCGCGGUGACCAUACCUUAUGCAAAAAUCCAUAACCCACGAAUUUUUCUCUUCACCAUUUGUCAGUUUUUCUUAUGUUAAUAUUCUCGCCAAGAAGGCGAGCAUUUCCUUCAGAAUAAUUAUCUGCAUGUAUAGUCAUUCCCAUACAAAUACAUUUAAAAUAGGCGCAAAUUAAUGAGAAAAACAAAAUGCGAGGCCUGAUCACCGUUCUGUAAAUGUUGUUUUUUUGUUCUUUAUUUUAGAGCUACCAUGUCUGUAUCCUUAUGCGGUGUUUCUGGGUCAGAUAAAUGUGCCCAAAAAACAAAACCUGAUCUGGUCAAAAGGUUGGUUGUUUUGUUUGCAUCCUGAGGGGGUGGAAAAUACAGGUCAGCGGGAAAUCUUUGUGUUGUGCACACAGGAAGAAAAUGAUUUUUCCACUGCUUGGAAUGUUUUGGUCUAUAUUUAAUCUCGUUUUGUUUUUCACAACUGAUGUUCAUACUUUUCAUACCGCAGUUUUAGUAUACAUGUAGGUAAUAGUAUGGUUUCUCGUGCAAUUUGGAAAAAACAUGCACGAGUGAGUUUUUCAAAGACUAUCAAAUUGAAGUCUUUGAAAAACUCACGAGUGUAUGUUUUUUUCAAAUUGCACGAGAACUAUUACUUAUUAAUAAUAUGCAUGAAAAAAUUAUGCAGUCACGUGCGUAAGUCACUUUUAGAAAUUAAGAAAAUUAAGAAAUUUGAAAAUUAAAAAAAUUUUAAAAAUUAAGAAAUUGGCACUGAAAAAAAAAUGCACUGCUCUUAAAGCCAAUCAGAAUUGAGAAAUUGUUUCAUGUAUAUUAUUAUACAUUUAAUAGGAAAAAUCAGCGAUACAAAGUUUGUAAGUCGACGUUUCGAUGUCAACAUAACACCAUAAUCAAGACUAAGAUAAAAAUAAGCUAGUUCACUAAGAUUUAAAUACAGAAUUUUUUGUAUAGAAUACAUUAUAAUAAAAUUAAAUUACCAUGUUAUAAAAACAAAGUUAAUGAGGCAUACUAAAAUAGUUUGGACUUAAUUGGUCUGACUGUCCGUUCAAACGAGGUUUAUAUUGUUUAAUAAGCAACAUUUCAUGGAUUAGGCAAUCAAAUUUGUUCUUACACUUGCGAAGGAUCGAAAAAAUUUGAUUCCCUAAUCCAUGAAAUGUUGCUUAUUAAACAAUAUAAACCUAGUUUGAACGGACAGUCAGACUCAAUUAAGUCCAAACUAUUUUAGUAUGCCUCAUUAACUUUGUUUUUAUAACAUGGUAAUUUAAUUUUAUUAUAAUGUAUUCUAUACAAAAAAUUCUGUAUAUUUUUAUCUUAGUCUUGAUAAUGGUGUUAUGAUGACAUCGAAACGUCGACUUACAAACUUUGUAUCGCUGAUUUUUCCUAUUAAAUGUUUAAAGAGAAGACUUUUUAUUAUAUUAUUAUAGAUUAAUAAACAAUUGAUCAAAUCAGGGUUCCCAUGCAUAGAAGCCGGCACCCGCCAUCUAUAGCCUAGACAAUCGCCGGUUAUUUCUCAAAAUUACAAACCAAAAUAUUUCUUCACCGCAUAGAUGUCAAGGGAAAGCUUUCUAGCUGUUGUAAUAUGAUAAUAAUUAAUUGAAUAAUUGAUGAUAAUUGGAUAAAAUGACAAAACCUCCAAAACCUGACUCUCCAAAAUGACUGGAAAUGCCUUCACAAAGAGACGUAUGUACGCCCUCGGAACACCCCCAGGCGAGCGGUACCUUCUGCACCACAUAAUCGCCAACUUCCUUCAAAAAGCCUCCUACUUUAUAUUCUAUUGGGAACUCUUCAAAUAGUGCAAUGUAGAUUACGUGUGAAUUUUCUCCCCACAGAUUUGAAGAGUUUACGUGGGAAAUAACAGACGUUGACAAUCUCUGGGAGGCCGUCAAACCACUACAAGAAAAAUAUGACAAGGAGAGGGUACUGUAUGGCUGAGAUUUAUGCAACUGUUUACAGUAGAUUGCUCUUUGUCGGGUGCUUCGUUAUAUUUUUCUUUUCUGAGAAUUUUCCAUAUAAUUGACCAUUUGCGUCAUAGACUAAAUUUUGAUCUAAACAAGUCUAGACAAAAAUGUCAUCACAGCUUGAAAGAGCAUCACAAAAGUAGUAAUAUUCCAAAGUUUCUUUGCGAAAUGUUGUAAAAUGCGGAUAAUAUAGCCUUGCGAAGUUUGCAAUUUUCAGUCAUUUUAGAUCACAAACGGGAAAUUGACAGCCCCAAAGGGUAUUGGGCUGUCAAUUUCCCGUUUGUAAUCUAAAACCAUUACGCAAGUGGUCAAUUUGGGUAUAUUCGCAAAGUUUUGGAAACUAACCAAAACCACUUUGUAAGACACUAGUAUACAAAUAAUGAAUGUUUCUUCGUGCAAUGGUAAGAAUAUUUUCAUUCGGUGAAAGAUGGAAUGUUCCAUUCAACCAUAGUAAACUGUGAUUCAACGAGGCGACAGCCGAGUUGAAUGGAACAUUCCAUCUUUCAACGAAUGAAAAUAUUCUUACCAUUGCACGAAGAAACAUUCAUUAUUUGUUUUAUAUAAUACCAAAAUAGACUAAUAGAUUCGUAUGAGAAGCAUUUUGAGGGAUGCGAUUAAUCGAAAACACAAAGAGUGCAAUUGUACUAUACGUUUUAUUCCAUUGCACUCGCGGAGAGUGCAAUGGAACGUGUUCCAUUGCACUCUUGGGAAAUGGAAUUUUCUAUUCAAUAUCACGUGACCAUAAACAGCCAAUUAAAUUAUUAGAAUUUAAUAAGGUAUUAUAUAAAACACCAAUGGAACAUAGAUUAGAACAACGAGGAAAGCAAAUGGAACACGGUUAUGAACGCAUUCGGCACGCGUUCCUUAUGUGGUUUUUUUUUGUCAAAACGCCAUUCUUCACUGUUUUGUAUUGGAUCUCGUCAAACUUAUGUUUACUUUCAGAAUUUACAUGAAAGAGGAGAACGUGAAAACUGGGAUGAACCAUUGAAGGUAACUUGGUUAUUUGUAUUGGCUUCAGUAUUCCCUACUCUACGCGAGAUUCUAAAGUCAUGUUUAUAAUUGGCCUGUCUUGGCCAAUUUUGUUGAGGCUGUUUGGUUGAUUAAAUUUGUCAGGCAAUCAGCGACGCGAAAGCAUGGCAAAUAUUUAAAUGUAAACAACUCUUUCAGCACUCUGGGGCAGUUGUUCAAAGCUGGAUUAGUACUUACCCUCGGUUAAAAUUUCACCUGCUGUUUUAGUUUAAACUCGUCCCUUGACAUGAAUUAAUCGAAGUUCAGAAAAGAAAACCCCUACAGUAUAUUCCAGACAAGAUUUCUGAAGAAAUAUUUCCAAAUUUGAUUUUUUUUUCCUGUGUUGGUGUAAUGUACUCAGGUGAAUAUGAUGCUCGUGAUGUUACUCUGAGUGUAUAUCCGCACCGGGCAAGCUUGAAAAAUAUGCCUGGCCACGGUGGGAAUCGAACCUACGACCUUUGGAAUACUAGCCCAAUGCUCUGCCAACUGAGCUACGCAGUCAGGUCGAUUAUAGAUUGCAUUGGUAUCGAAGGAACUAGACUCGGUUCCGAAAUAUCACAUACUCGAACCGACCUGACCGCGUAGCUCAGUUAGCAGAGCAUUGGACUAGUAUUCCAUAGAUCGUAGGUUCGAUUCCCACCGUGGCCAGGCAUAUUUUUCAAGCUUGCCCGGUGUGGAUAUACACUCACAGUAACAUCACAAGCAUCAUUCCCAAAUUUAUAAACAAGUUGUUGGGAAGUUUGUUUUGAAUUUAGGUUAACCUUGGGUUAAGCUAAUCGGCUUUCGAACAUCUGACCCUUCAUGUACAUAAUCGAACUAAUAGCCAUGCAAUUAGCCAUUCCGAAGUUGAUGAGUGGACUGGGGACGAGUGUUAAAAAGUGCCCAAAUUAAGAAAUGAACCAAAUCACUAAAAAGACCACCUCAAGUAUACAAAGUGUGAAGACGUUUACAUGAAUAUCCUUCGAAUGAUAAGCUUUCGAAAAUCCGAUAUUUACUAUGAAAUGUAUUGUAAUUUUUGUUUUUCGGACGCGCUUCCCAAAAGCAAUCUUUUAAUCAGUAAUUUCAUAAUUUUCGAAAGCUUAUUAUUCGAAGGGUAUUCAUGUAAACGUCUUCAAACUUUGUAUACUUACUAAUUUUGAGGUGGUCUUUUUGGUGAUUUGGUUCAUUUCUUAAUUUGGGCACUUUUUAACACUCGUCCCCAGUCCACUCAUCAACUUCGGAAUGGCUAAUUCCACCAACAGCCAUGCAAUUCCACUAACAGCCAUGCAAUUCCACUAACAGCCAAGCGAUUCCCCCACCGUACUACUGCUAAAAGCCCAUGUGAUUGGCCGACAAAAUGUGAUUGGCCGACACAAAUUGAAGUUGAAAAUUUUCAACUUUUAACAAUGAUAUUUUCGGAAAAUUUUCUGACCGUGGAAAUUUUCCUUGAGUGGAAAUGGGCCUUUGUACCUCUCUACUUAUAUCUUCUUUAGAAAACGAAGCAAGAGAAAGACGAGGAGAUGUAAGUGUUAAGACUGUCAGUUCUAUUGUACACUGUUCUCUCUAAUGCCGGUUUUCCACUAGGCGGAAUUUUGCGCGGGAGCCUCAUUCUCGUGAAUUGUUCGCGAAUCGUCGUGAUUCCCGAGAGCGAGGCUCCCAGACCAAGGAAGUAUUCGUGACGUAAUUAUCGAAAGGAUGUAUUAGAAAACUCAAAACUGCAUAUUGCAGCAAUCAAGCUCCGAUCAAUACACAUGUAUUGAGCUCAUUAUUAUCCCCGUACAUGUGACCUACAGUAGCAGUGAUUUAUUUGUACUUUUAUUGAUAACAAUGUGCAUUCGUCAAUGUUAGGAGACUAUUAGUAGCAUUUUCCGUUCACAAAAAUUCCAUCCCUGUUCCUUUCAGCUGCGGUUGUGAACAAUGCGACUUACUAUCAAGUCAUAUCGCAUCCCCAAAUGAUGUCUCGAAUUCCUUAUUAUCCCUAAAACGUUCCCUAUCGUCCUCGAGUUCCUCUUCAAGUUCACGCAGUCCUACCCAAUACUGUUCCAGGCAUGCGCAGAACGGUUCUACUGAUGAUGACGACCUGUCGAAUACAACACAGCUUCUACCUACGGCAAUGUUUCUCAAUCGUUUGACCAAUUCAAAAUGUGCAACAUGUAUCCGUGAAGCACUUCAAUCGUUUUGCUUUGAUCAGGUGACAAUCCAAUUUUUUAUCUUCAGUGACAGCAGAGGAGUUCUCUUCUACGCAGAGGUUUCACGUGGAGAAUUGUGCGCUCCUGCGUUCCUCUCUUGCAUGUGAUCAGCGGAAACCUCUGCGAGGAGAGAGGGACAGGAGUAUAAGACUGGGAAGUAUUGUAGAACAUGAAAUUUUAGUCUAGAUCUUGAGAAGAUGGUGGCAAGUAAUUUCAAAGUUUUUAUGCAGCUCUAUUUAUACUGGGUAGCUCGUUCGAAACUCCUAGCGGUCAGGAAUAACUACAGGAGGAAACCUAAAGUAAAAUAACUUUAUUUACACUGGAAAGCUCAAUCAGUUCUAAACUGUUCUUCCUACAGAUCCAGUUUUUCCAGAAUGCCUUAUUCAUUUAUUGGAGUAUCAGGUGAAAACCUGUGGUGUUUGAAAUAAACAAACUUGAAGCACGCCUCUCGCAUGCGACUAAAGCGAAAUUAUAAAUAGACAACUGAAUAUUACAGGAAUGAAAACCUAGUCAAUGAGAUUAAAUGCACAUACACUUACCAUUGUGCCACUAACUCCCAUAGUUUGUGGCUACACAUUGAGGCUAAUCAGCUUUUGAUAUACGACUUUAAACACUCAGUUUGUUUCUUCCUAGAACACACCGUCAACAAAAUGUCGACAUCAGGAAGAGCAUGAUCUAUCUUCCUCUCCAAACAAACUCCCAAGUUCCCCCGACAUCCAUCAUAAUUGUGACAAUCACAGCUCACACGACCCGUUCCCGUACAACCACGAUACCCCUCCCCCGGAAACUGCUUUGUCCAUACAGAGUUUGGUACUAAAUGGAGACUCAACCGGGGAAGUUCAUUGCAAGAACCAUGCUUGCUGUACAGAAUGGGAAGACGAUGAUGAGAGGGACGAUGAGGCAUAUCAUGGGCAUGAAGGAUGUCAGGGACACAGGGGACCUUUAUCGCCAAGUAUUAUGAUUCCAGGUAAGUUUAUGCGUCGUGUACUGAGUUGGCAAUGUGAUAAAAAUUUGAAUAUAGUAUAGCCUAUAGCAAUACUUUCACGGUUGCAAAGACCACUGUUGCAAGAUACUUAUCAUACCCCCCCCCCCCGACCUUUUUAGUGUCUACCAUUGAUGAAUGAGGUAGUGAGCAUAUUUAAGAUAGACUACUUUGACCAGGGGAAAGGCCCGGGGUAUCCCAUAGUUGGUAAGAGGGUCUACCCUUUCCACAAGCAAGAUAAUUGAUUAAGUAACUAAGUUGUAACAAAGCCUUUUCAAUGAUGAAGGUAUGAUAUGCUUCUAAUUGGGCGUAAAAAAAAUACGCUGUGGUUCCGGUUUCAUAUCGUGAAAAAAUUAGGGUCGGUAGGUCGGAAAUAAUUUUUUUUUUUUAAAUUUUUUUUUCAUGGUUUUGGCGGGUUUUUGCUGGGCGAUUUGCAGUAGAGUCUCGACAUCAAUAUUAACUAGAGAUGCGUAUUUCCUAUGGACGAAUUUAGGCAAUUUGGUUCAAUAAUUAGUGUGACAACAAACGCCAUUUUGGCACGCUGUAUGAGCAGCCCGCAACCACCUGGAGAAAAUAGGGUCGCACAGUCAAUCGCGUUGGAAAAAUAAUAGGGUCGGCAGAAAAAAAAAUAGGGUCGGUCGGGAACCGCAACCACAGGUAUUUUUUUUUUACGCCUUGGGCAAAUUGCUAGAGGCUUGGAAUAUGUUGGCAAUUUAUAUUCACAGUGCCAAAAUGAUAGGGCCAAUCAUAUUUUUGGCCAGGAGCAUUUGAGAUUAGCAUAAUAGGCAAUUUUUAGCAUAAUAUGCCUGUCCCUUUUAUUAGACGUAACCAGGACUGUCCCUUUUAUUAGACGUAACUAUAGUCCCUCUGGCAAGAAGAUGGCCAAAAUCCUGAUAAAUCAGGGGUGGAAAAAAAAAUUUUCUUUCUGGGAACCUGGGUCGAAGGCUAGAAAUUUUCUGUAAAAUUUGUAAUGUUACAAUUACAAAAAUAACAAAACAAUUGCAUAAUUAUUGUAUUAUCUGUACUUUAAUAAUGGGCUUUAGGCUGGUUUUCGUACGCUUGUACAUCACAAUAGUUGUCUGUUAUAUACCACAGUAUGAGUUAUGACCAACUAGUAAGGAUCUUGAUUUUUUCUGUGUUGGUGUUAUGUACUAAGGUGAAUAUGAUGUUUGUGAUGUUACUCUGAGUGUAUAUCCACACUGGGCAAACUUGAAAAAUAUGCCUGGCCACGAUGGUAAUUGAACCUACGACAUGUGGAUUACUAGCCCAAUGUUCUGCCAACUGAGCUACGCGGUCAGGUCGGUUCGAGUAUGUGAUAUUUCGGAACUGAGUUUAGUUCCUUCAACAUCAAUGUAAUCUAGUAUUCCAAAGGUCUUAUAGGUUCGAACAUCAUAUUCACCUGAGUACACAACACCAACACAAAAAAUCAUGAUUUUUAGAUUACAUUGAUGUCGAAGGAACUAAACUCAGUUCCGAAAUAUCACAUACUCGAACCGACUUGACCGCGUAGCUCAGCUGGCAGAGCAUUGGGCUAGUAUUCCAAAGGUCGUAGGUUCGAUUCCCACCGUGGCCAGGCAUAUUUUUCAAGCUUGCCCGGUGUGGAUACACACUCAGAAUAAUAUCACACACAUCAUAGUAAGGAUCUAACGCUUAACUAAGUGUCCUAUCAUCUUAUUUAUUCCAUCACUUUUAUUUCUGUACUACUUAAUUUGCAUUUUAUUGGAGACUUUGCAGAGCAUAUAUUUACCAUUUUACCAGUCAUUGUGAUGGCAGUCGUGGGUAAAACAAUUAAUUUCUGUCAAAUAUUUAAAAGCUGCUGGUGUUAGCGUGUACAGUGUAAAUAAAGUAGAAUAGUUGUAACUUGAGUAAACAGAGUUAUCUCAAAAUGUUGAAAUAUUUUCUGGAAAAUUUUCUGCAAAACUCUCAACUCAAAAAAAUUUCAGGGAACUAGGUUCCCAGGUUCCGAUACUUUUUCCACCCCUGAUCGGCUGAUCCUGAUGCUAUUUGUUUUAAAUUUGUAAUGUUUUGAAUUGGUGGUUUUCCGUGUUCUUUCACAGGAAAUAAUCUGGACGUGGAAGCGCCACCAUCUUCUCCUUCGAGUGAUCGUAGUGUAGGUGAUGGCAGUUCUUGCGACACGCCUACCAGUCGUAGUUCCUUAUCUGAAGAUGGCAAAUCAAAUAAUGGAAAAUAUUGUGAUUGCUGUUACUGUGAAUUCUUUGGACAUAGCACUGUAAGUUUUGGAAUUAUAAUUAAUUUUGCAAUCGAUGUAGACGUUAUUCGCCAAUGUACAAACCAAUGUACUACAAGGUGUAAUUCAUCUAUUUAUUAUAUGGCAAGCUUCACUUCCGUUGAAAUGGCGGACUGUGAUUGGCUGAGAAGCACUUUCACCGGUCCAUUAUUUUCCCGUAAACGCGUACAAAACAAAACAGCAAAACUAACUGAAAAUUUGAAAAUUAUGAUUUAAUUUGUUAUUAAUAAUGUAUCUGCGAAUGGUUUUUAGUGGAAAAGAAGGAAUACAUUGGUAUUUUUUGUAACUGUGCUUCGACCAAAUGUGUACCACGCUUGACGCUACUAAUACGCAUUUCAAAUGAUGCAUUCCUUGUUUGUUUGAAGUAUAAAUGCAUAUAAAUGUCAUAUAAUAAACUUUUUAUUAACCUCGCUUGCUUGGUAUAUGUACAGAGAAAUAUUGGACGUCGGUCUUUUUGUACAAACCUCGACCGACGGGCUCGGUCUGUACAAGAAAGGCCUCGGUCCGAUAUUUCUCUGUACUGACCUCGCGUUCGGUUAAUAAGAAGUUAGUAACCGUCAGUUAUGUUUGGUUGUAUUGUAUUGUAUAUUGACAUCGAUUGAACUUAUUGAACUUUAUUAACAACGGUACUAUUUCACCAAAAUAUUUACAAAGAAAGAUGGGUGGGUGUGAUUUUCCAAUUCAAACUAAAUAUACUAUAUAUACAGUUAUAUAUACAAGAUUUACGUAUGUCAUAUUUUUCUUCCUUUCUUCGAUAGCCUGCGGUAGCUCAGACAAGUCAUAAGUUUGUUGAAAUGAGAGAGAAGUUACGAUUACGGUUAAAGGAGAAAAAGGUCAGUGAUCGAAUUUUUACCACUUUCACGCGUUAGGCGUAAAAAAAAUACCUGUGGUUCCGGUUCCCGACCGACCCUCUGCCUCCUCCGCAGGCUCCUCUAUAUAGAUCAAAUUUAAAUAUCAGUAAUAUAUAGAUCAGCGCGUGCACUGCAAGCCCGAUAAAGACGCACGCCUUUAGGCGCACGCCCGCAACUAAGGACGAGCGCGCAAACCCUUCCCAUCUUUCCGCGCGCCCCCAUUAAUUUUCGUUUUUUUCUAAUUAAUUAUUUGAUAGCAAGCGACUGGGGACGAGGCAGACCGACCCUAUUUUUUUCUGCCCACCCUAUUAUUUUUUCAACGCGAUUGACCGUGCGGCCCUAUUUUCUCCGGGUGGUUGCGGGCGCUGCCAAAAUGGGGUCUGUUGUCACACUAAUUAUUGAAAAAACCAUGAAAAAAAUAUUUUUAAAAAAAUUUCCGACCUACCGACCCUAAUUUUUUCGCGAUAUGAAACCGGAACCACAGGGUUUUUUUUACGCCUUACGAUGGAUCAGUGGCUGAGAAAAAGAUCGGUUAUGAUCAGGGCCGCCGAGAGGGGGGGGGCAGGGGGGGGGGAUUCACGAAAUUUUACCAAAAGUAAAACUUUUUACCAAAUCUGGUCACACUGCCCUCCCACUGAAUUCACAUAAAGCGACUGGGGACGAGGCAACUCCUAUGCUUCCUCGGUUUUUCUCCGGUUUUCAUCCUUCACCAAAAACUACCCUAUCUACCUUAUGGCUGCGCAAGAGUCAAACUAGAAUCACUCUUCUCGCAUACGACUGAGGGCAAAAUUUAUUCACUGGCAACUGUAUAUUGUGAAUAGACAUUUCCCAUUAUAGACUAAUUUUAAAACUAGGCAAGGAGAUGCAAAUAAAUCACCACAUCUAGAAAGAACAUACUAAAAUGAGUAAAUUUGCAAAGUUUUGUUGCGAAAUGUUGUAAAAUGCUGAAAAUAUAAAGUUUGCAAAUUUUGUAUACUUUUGUAUUGCGUGCGGAUUUUGCUACCAUUUUCGGCCCAAAUGUGGUAGCAAUUUCCGCACGCAAUACAAAGGUACACAAUAUUUGCGAAUGUUACCUUUGUUAGGUUCUUUGAUGCCAAUAAUGCAGGAAUUAACUCCAAAUGUCUUUAUUUAAUAGUGUAUAAAACACUUAGUAUACAAAUUAUAUAUCUGACUUCGUUAUAUCUUCUAAUCCUCGCUGACUGUAAACCCUUUUCUUAUUGCGCUACACAUGUGCGCUACAUACAUGUUAUUUAUCAAUCAAAUAAAGACAUUUGGAGUUAAUUCCUGCAUUAUUGGCAUCAAAGAACCUAACAAAGGUAACACGAACUUUGCAAGGCUAUAUUUUCCGCACUUUACAACAUUUCGCAACCAAACUUUGCAAUUUUACUCAUUUUAGUAUGCUCUUUCCGGGAAUAUACUUUUUUUUGCCAAGAUAAAAAAUUAGUCUGUAAUUGGAAUUCUCUAUUGAAAGACACAUGCGCUAAUAAUUUUGAAACUAACACCCCUAACUCGAGAUUUUAUAUAUACGAAGGUUUUGUAUAAAAUUUACUCUAUUUCCCUGCAGACGACGGAUCUCUCAGACUCAGAUCAUGCUAAGCAUCUCAGUUGUAUAUCAGAUACUCGUCCUGUGGAUGAAUUACUCACGUUUAUUAAUGGCGAGCAGGACACGGAUGAGAAUAUGAAAAAUAAAGCCAAUUCCAAAGCUGCAAAACGACAAAGACAAAAACAGAAAAAGGUUAAUUAUAAUGCAUUUUGAAAUUUUGCUGCAGUAUUAUGUAACUGUAAUUCGUUAGUAAUCACUGACAUGCAGCAGGACCUCUGCACAACGUCGCAAUUAUCUCAAAACAAUGAGUGAGUAGAUGGCAUGGGGAACAAUGGGAUUCAGUAGGGGUUCAGUGUAGGUAGUAUUCUUCAAUAAGCUGCCCGUGGUUUUGUGUCUGAACUACCUGAAAAAGAUAUCUCCAACGUGGUGGUCCAUUGUAGGUAGUACUCUACAAUAAAUUGCCGUGGUUUGUGUCUGAGCUACCUGGAAAAGAUCUCAAACGUAAAGGGUCCAGUAUAGGUAGUAUUCUGCAAUAAGCUGUCACACAAAAGUCUCAACUACACACGUAAAAAGCGCAAGUUGUUACAGAUCUGCAAACAAGUUGUUACAAAUCUGUUCAGAAGCUGUCGGCAAAUUGUGUUCCCAGUUGUUGUAACAAGCUGUUAACAACUUGUAACAAGCUUUAUGCCAUAAUCAGCCUUUGUUAAUUAUAAGAUUGUUUUAACAAGUCUGAUACGAUCAUAAUAUAACAAGAAUGUUACAAGGUUGAAAACACAAGGUUGUAACAGCCUCGUACCCAGGCGCUUUGAUGUUGCGUGACAUCAAAGCGCCUGGGACGAGGCUGAGGUUGUAAUUGGCUGAUCAUGACUGUAUCGGACUUGUUGAAACAACCUUGCAACAAGUCUGUAUGAUAAUGCCAUCAAGCUUGUUACAAGUUGUUAACAACUUGUUCCAAACCUGUUGACAACUUGGGACAAGCAGUGCGAGCACAACUUGUUGACGACUUGUUCGCAGACUUACUACAAGAUAAAAACAGAUUUCAUGUUUUCAAAGAUCUUUUCAUACAGUUCAGACAUGGACCAUGGCAGGUAGUUGAACUGAAACGUUUCAUUUUCGACAUUUCUUUCAUUUCAUUUCAGGCUGCGGAAAAGGUAACAGUUGUCCCUGAGACACACGGAUCAUGUUUAUUAACCUCAGAUGAAGUCGACGACGAAAGACCGCCAUUAUGUGAAGAAACUUCUAAGAAAAAUACGAGACAGAAAAAACCUGGCAAGGCGAAAUCACAAGAAAAUCUAACAGAGAGGGAAAACGCUAAAAAUCAUGAAAAAACAUUAACAAACGAUGUCAACCAUGAUACAACAGCCAACAGACGAGGCUCACUUCACGAACCGGGCGAGAAUACGUUUGACGAAAAACCCGCACCUGUGAAACAGGGGCCUGAGACCGGCAACCAUGUAGAUAAACGAAAAAAGAACAAGGAGAAAAAAUUCGCGAUAAAUAAAUCGGGAGAAAACGCUCCAGAACGGCGGGUAAUUGUUAAUGGGUCUGCGCCGGAAGCUGGCACUUACGUGGAACACACGCGUGGCGUGAAAUUGCCUGUACGCGAAGAAGCUGAACCAAAGCAUUGUGGGGAGGAAGCUCCGGCACAGGAAACCCAAACGGAAAAUCAAGGGAGAAAGACAAAAGGUCGGAAGAAGAAGAAGGGGCAAAAUUUGGGUAAGAUAACAAAUAUUUACAAAAAAAAACCAGUCCAACAAACAGGCCAGGGGUUUCAUAUAUAUUGAUAUUUAGACCAUUUUACUUUUGGUAUACAGUGUUUUAUUGUUAAAAUAGGUUGAAAUCGGGUAUCAAGUUUCUCACAUUUACCCAGGAUUAAGUACUUCGGCAGACAGACGUAGCCUAGAAUUUUAGGUAUACUGAUAUAUUGAGCCAGUAUUAUCGAGUAUAUUGGUCCUAAACAAAGUUAGCGACAUCAACCGACGUUAUAUUUGAUAAGGGUAACACUAAACAAAAUUACAGCUUAACGAUUUUUACACUGGGAUUACUGUACCUCUGAUUGAAUUAUUACGUGAACAAGAAAUGAUCGAAUUCUUUGUUUUCUUACAGAUGACGUGUUUCUUCCCAAAGAAAACCUCACGGUAAACUUUAUAUAUAAAUAUAAACAUAGCUUUAAGCAGCUUCCUAAUCAAAAUCUUUCAACCACCUGACGAUCCUAAAUCUAGGUGGAACCGCUGGUAGUGAUAAAGACCUUAAGAUAAGAAAAACUGCAAUAUAUAAAUAUUUUAUGGACUUUACUUUGUCUGGAUGACGAUACUGCCCAGCUCGUGAAGUAUAUUUGACUGGAUCGAAAUUCAGUCCUAGGAUGCAUCAAAACUCUUCAAUGAGAUGUCAUUUCAAACUUCAAAUUUGGACGGGACUAGCCUGCGGGUAUAGCCUGCUCCCAGCCCGAAAUUUCAUUCAAAGGAAAAUUUUCCUUUUCACAUUUUCUGGUGGGGGCUGCAACUCGGAUACCACCAAACAAUGUAAGGCCAACCAUCCUUUGGCGAUGUCUGGGACUGCUCAAAGGUUACGGAUACCAAAGUGGUAGAUUCACCAGAAUGUGACAAAUCCCAGAAACGCCACUCCGUUAUUAGACUUUUUUGCUAGAAUUACUGUGACGUCACUUCAUUUGUUAAACUUUUUGCAACACGCGACGCAAAGGAAAAAUACUCGGCAGACAUUUUUUAAGCCGCGGGAAAACCGCGUGGAUCAGAUGUCCUCGCAGUUAGCUCCAGUCCUCGGAUUAGAAUAAAUCGCUCCAGUCGAGAUUUUGAAAUAUUUCAUAAAGGGUUAGUUAAUUUUAUCUCCUUUUUUUUCUUCAGAAUGGUCAUAACUGUGCGGUAGAUGAAGCCGAACGUGAAGUCGAAGAAUUCAAACGGUAUGAACUAUAAAAUAUUUGACCGUGGUGGUUGUAUACAGCGCACAUUUCUGCGUGGAUAAAUAAGGCUUGGCCCUCACCGGACCUUUUGGGAAAACCGUUUAGAACUGAUACUGAUAGAGUUAUUCAAUGUAAAUAAAGUUCAGGUUUCCUUCUGUGGUAACACUGGAUCAUUAAGGGAUACCCUUACUGGACCUUUAGGGAGAACAGUUUAGAACUGAUGGAUCUAUUAGUUUAGGUGAAGGUUAGCUUUGCUCCUACAGUAACACACGGUCGAUAAGGAAUGGCCUUUAUUGCAUGGGCACUAUGGGCAGACCAUUAGAUUUUUUUCGGGAGCGGGUACAGAAUCCCCAAAAAAUAUCGAGCAAAUACUUCAACUUCAAAAAAAUAUCGCACAAGAACAAACGGACAGGGAAAAAUAUCGAGCAAUACAUUUUUUAUAUGUGCCCACGAAAUAGAAAAAGUCGUGCCAAAGCCUUGAACGACAAAAAUAUCGAGCAGCAUUAGGAGGUUAAAAAAUUAUCGUGCUCAAUGAAAAUCUAUCCCCCCCCCCCCAAUCAAAAAUCAAACGGUCUGCCCCUUAGAUCUCCUAGAGCUGUAUAGUAUCAAUAAUGUAUGUUGAAUUUACUUUGAAUUGUGCUUGUUUGGGAUAACUAACUUCACAUGGUAACACCAGUUUUAUCCACGGAAAAUUUAUACUCGUUCUUUCACUAUUUCAGAUUCUGUGCAAGUGCCGCUCCUGUGACAAGAAAGCUCAAAUUACCUGCAAAUGUCAACCUCAAAAAUCUCAAUCUGGGCCCUAAGAAAAGCUAACCACGUGUCAAUGAAUGGAUAAUUACUGUUUGUAUUAAUAAAUAUUAUUGAUGCAGUUUAUUGUGUUACUAUAAUAUGUUGCUAUUUUUUAUAUGAUAGUAAAUUCACAACUCUUCUGAAGUUCCAAGUAAAUAUCAAUCACAUUUACAUGUAAACUUACUCAGAAGUUAUUUCUCAUCCCCUAAAGUGCUGAAUCUAUACCUCUUGACAAACUCGCGUAUUUAAUAUAUAACUGAUUUAGGUGCAAUGCGUCCUAUAUUAUUGGUUCUCUUUGAUGCCAGACGAUUUUACUUUGUGUACUGCAGACAGUCAGAACAAUUUUUUUUUCAGAAUUUUUUUUCAGAUUUUUUUACAGAUUUUUUCGUCAAGGCGAGAGACGUGGGCAUUUAUAUGUGCUAACUAUAUAUACUCUGCCCUUUCACUUUGUCUUUGCGAUUUGAAUUAAUAUAGACAAAUUUGGCUAUAACGUUUGUUUAUACUCAAUUCACGACUUUAGAUAAUCCACAUCAAGGCCGGAUUAACCACGUGGCAGAUGCGGCAUAUGCCGCGGGUCUCGCGCUUAUGGGGGCCUCGCGCUUUACUGUGCCACGCCCAUUUUUACGAGAACACGUCCAUUUUAGGUACCUCGCGAAUUUAGAUGCC